AUGGAUACCACCCAACGCCCCCGAAUUGCUGUUCUUAUCAACACCUCGCCCGAUAACAUACCAUUCUGGUCAGAUACACGACAAUCUUGGACAGAGGCGAUUACAUUGAUCUCCCCAACGGCAAAGGUCGAUUUAUAUGAUCCAGUGGUCGAGCGAAAGUUCCCGAAUGCAGCAGAUUAUGAUCUCAUAGUCUUGAGCGGCGGUAAAGCGGAUGCGUCUUCCUCGGAGCCCUGGGUAUUAGGUGUUCUGGACUACGUUCGAGUGACGGCGCGAGAAAUUCCUCAAACAAAGAUACUAGGUGUCUGCUGGGGGCAUCAAGCAAUUUCGAAGGCACUUGGAGGUGAAAUCGGCGCUGUUCCAACUGGGCCAAUUGCUGCGAUUGAAGAUAUCCACCUCACAGAAGAUGGGAAGAAAUUCUUUGGCCCUGUAAUGAGCACUACGCAUUACAGAGCCCCCGAGUUCCAUGUUCGUGAGGUCUUGAUUCCGGCCCCCGGAUUCGCUCACCUUGCUGAGAAUAACGAAUGUUUCGUCAACGAUCAAAACAACAUUCUCACUUUCCAAGCACACCCCGAAAUAUCAAAUGAGCUUGCAAAGAAGUUGCUUCUAGAAGAAGACAAAAUGUACAACGGAAACUGCUCAGCCGACAAACUGGCAAAGGAAGUUCGGAAACUAGAUCAUCCCACCGACGGUAUGAAAUUACUCAGUCGAGCUAUCCAGUGGAUUUCAGAGUAA
This is a messenger RNA of Penicillium manginii, 732 nucleotides long. RefSeq names its product type 1 glutamine amidotransferase. Gene Ontology annotation, cellular component: nucleus; cytosol. The coding region runs from base 1 to 732 and encodes 243 amino acids. The transcript is spliced from 3 exons. The record is from RefSeq and is a predicted model, not a curated record. Lineage: Eukaryota; Fungi; Ascomycota; Eurotiomycetes; Eurotiales; Aspergillaceae.